Molecule: messenger RNA, 1326 nt
Organism: Lathyrus oleraceus (garden pea)
Lineage: Eukaryota; Viridiplantae; Streptophyta; Magnoliopsida; Fabales; Fabaceae
Product: kinesin-like protein KIN-12B
Exons: 3
Coding region: 1-1326 (441 amino acids)
Biological process (GO): microtubule-based movement
Molecular function (GO): ATP binding; microtubule binding; microtubule motor activity
Source: RefSeq, a predicted model, not a curated record
AUGUGGGGACCUCCUAAUGCUUUGGCUGUUGAAAACUCAACCAUUGAUCAACAAGGAGGUCUCGCCCCGCGCGUAUUUGAGAGACUCUUCACCCGUUUAAAUGAAGAGCAAACUGAGCAUUCUGACAACCAACUCAUGUACCAAUGCCACUGUUCUUUUCUUGAGAUAUACAAUGAGCAUAUAACCGAUCUGUUAGAUCCAAAUAAAAGAAACCUACAUAUUAGAGAAGAUGUCAAAUCUGGUAUUAUGUUGAAAAUCUUACAGAGGAGCAAAACAGUAGGUGCGGCCAGUGUAAACUCUGAAAGCUCCCGUUCACAUACAGUGUUUACUUGUGUUGUCGAGUCUCGAUGCAAGAGUAUUGCGGAUCGUUUAAGCAGAUUUAAAACAAGUAAAAUCAAUCUUGUUGAUUUAGCUGGGUCAGAACGACAGAAGUUAACAGGCGCAGCAGGAUACCGUCUGAAGGAAGCUGGCAACAUUAAUAGAUCACUUUCACAGCUAGGGAGUCUGAUUAACAUUCUUGCUGAAGCUUCUCAGACAGGAAAGCAGCGGCAUAUACCAUAUAGAGACUCCAAGUUGACUUUUUUGUUGCAGGAGUCUCUUGGUGGAAAUGCAAAAUUAACAUUGCUUUGCGCUAUUCCCCCUGCACAAAGUUGUAGAAGUGAGACUUUUAUACCUCUAAUUAUCAUUCGGCAUACUGACUGCAAGAAAUUUUUCAAGCCCAAUUUGGAACCAGAUCACCUUGCAGCUUGGUUGAAGGCAUACAAGGAUGGAGAUGUUGCUCCAUUUGUCAAGUCUGAACCUAUUCCUGCGACUAACAACGAACCUCUUAAAGUGGUGGUUGGGGAAACUCUUCAAGAAAUAGUUUUCAACUCUGGGAAGAAUGUUUUGCUCGAGUUUUAUAACCCUUGGUGUGGUCACUGCAAGUCAUUGGCUCCAAUCUUGGACGAAGUUGCUUUCUCAUUUCAAAGUGAUCCUGAUGUCGUUAUUGCAAAACUGGAUGCAACUGCCAACGAUAUCCCAAGCGAUACCUUUGAGGUUCAAGGUUAUCCUACUUUGUACUUCAGGUCAGCAAGUGGAAAGAUAUCACAAUACGACGGUGGUAGGACAAAGGAAGACAUCAUCGAAUUCAUUCAAAAGAACAAGGACACAACUGGUGCUGCUCAGCAAGAAGUUGAACAACCAAAAGCUCCUGCUCAGCAAGAAGUUGAACAACCAAAAGCUCCUGCUCAGCAAGAAGACCAACCAACACUUUGUCUGCAAAAGAACCAACCUUCAUUAGGCCAAAAUCUAGUUAAUCCAACAGGGUUUAAGACCAAGAUAAAGUGA